ACUCAGUCAAAGCUCGUUCAGCCGCCGACCUGCAACCAGCGAGUCCUGGCAGCAGAGGAAAUGAAUCUGUUUUACUCUGAGGAGGAAAAUUCACGAUUAAAGAAGGUUCUGGACCAAAACAUGCAAAGACUGAGCAGGUGACUCCUCGAGGGCCUGUGGAGAAUAAUUAUACGACCCAGCGUCUUUUUCACAAAGCCGGCGAAGGUUGAUGAAUAUCAAAGAGCAGAAAACAUCUGAUGAAUCUACUAAAAGUGUGACAAGUUCAGGAUUUAAAUGUGAUCCGACGUUCUAAAUGAAGAAGAAAAAAUAUGGCGACACUUGGGAGUCGUCCUCUCCGCCGUUUGUCUUUGACUGAAUGAACGCAACCUUCGACUAAGAACCGCCAACAUGGCUGACAACGGGAGCUCCAGAGUCGACACUCCGACCAACGUCUCUCUGAGCGCCGGCGUCUCCGAGUCUCUGGAGUACAAGACGGUGUCGGUGUUCCUGGUUCUCCUGGUUUGCUGCGUGGGCAUCGUGGGGAACAUCAUGGUGGUUCUGGUGGUUCUGACCACGCGCCACAUGAGGACGCCCACCAACUGCUACCUGGUGAGUCUGGCCAUCGCCGACCUGACGGUUCUGGUGGCGGCCGGGCUGCCCAACGUCUCCGACAGUCUGACCGGAACCUGGAACUUCGGACAUGCCGGAUGUUUGGGAAUCACCUACCUACAGUACCUGGGAAUCAACGUGUCGUCCUGCUCCAUCACCGCCUUCACCGUGGAAAGGUACAUCGCUAUCUGCCAUCCUAUGAAGGCUCAGACAGUCUGCACAGUGUCAAGGGCCAAGAAGAUCAUCACCGGUGUUUGGAUCUUCACCUGCGUCUACUGCAUGCUGUGGUUCUUCCUGGUCGACAUCCAGGUUGGUGAGGACGGACACCAGCAGUGUGGAUACAGAGUGAAGAGAGAACUCUACCUGCCCAUCUACCUCAUUGACUUCGCCAUCUUCUACGUGAUCCCGCUGCUGCUCGCCAUCGUCCUGUACGGCCUCAUAGCACGAGUCCUCUACCUCAGCCCGCUGCCCAACCAACCCGACGCCACGACGCUGCGACGAAGCUGCCGUGAGCCUCCUGAAGCCGCCAAAGGAGGUCGUCAGGGUCGGCCGAAGAGCGCCAUGUCGUCCAGGAAACAGGUGACUAAGAUGUUGGCUGUGGUCGUGAUCCUGUUUGCUCUGCUCUGGAUGCCCUACCGGACUCUGGUUCUGAUCAACUCCUUCGUGUCCACUCCUUACCUGGACGCCUGGUUCCUGCUCUUCUGUCGGAUUUGCAUCUACGCCAACAGCGCCAUAAACCCGGUGAUUUACAACGCCAUGUCCCAGAAGUUCCGCUCGGCGUUCAGGGGCCUCUACCGAUGCCAACGACUGGAGGGGAACCAGAGGACGCUGUCGACCCUCCACCCCGGCUUUGGUACCAUCCGAGACGUCCGCUGCACCCAGAACAAGAGCAACGGAACCGAGGAAAAGGCGAAGAGAACCGUCCUGGUACCUGCAAUCGAGGAGAAGCAGAAUGGAGGAGGCCAUCAGGAGAUUAACGGAAAGAAAACCGAUCAUCCGACAGGUGAAGAGGAGUCGGAUCGGCCUACGACUAACAAUACGACAGUUAGUUUCGAAGACAAACCUACAAGAAACAGUCAGCAGGAGAACGUGUAAAUAUCAACAAGUUGUGGAAUGUGUAGGAAUCUGAAUAAAAGUCCAAUGUAGGAAAACCCAAGUCUGCUUUGAUGACAGAGGAACAGACAAUUCGUCUGAUGUCUAUCUUGUAAGAUGUUCAGAAGUUUCUUGGAGUUCUUGGACUUUUAUGUUUCAUUUGAAGAUCUUUACCUUCUACUGUGUUGCUCUCAAAAUACAAACAGCAGACUGGAUCUCGUCAGGUUGUUUUUGAGUCUCAAGUCUGACAAACCGGAUGUAGCAUGAAGGUAUAAUCCUGCCAUUGGACACGUAUUGCAGGUGGCUUGAUCUGCAUGUUACCAUUUUCUUACCUCCAGGUAGCAACUCACCAGACUGACACUUUCAAGUUUUGCUUGGAUUGUGCAGUUUGGGUGGAUUCUUCAUUUUAAUGGCAGUUUUUCCCUCUUUGCAUGCAAAUAUUCCAGCAUAAUUCACCGUCGAAUUGGUUAGGGUUAGGGUUAAGGUUAGGGUUAACAUCCUUUGCUUAGCGCUGCCUACAACUACUGUGAUGAUUGUAAAGAAACACAAACAAGCCAGACUUUUUACCACCUACAGCAGCAUGAUAGCGAGGUGCAGUCAGACCAUUCUACGUUAUGGAACGGUCUGGCAAACUGAGACUAGUUCAGCCCAACCCUUUAAGCAUGUUCCGACCACAAGAACCAACCCUGUAGAACCACUUUUUGAGCUGUCUCUGACUGACAAAAAGUACCCAGUGCAAGGUAGGUACUUAACUCAUAAAGGACAAGUGCCAAUUUUUUUAGCAGAGUAUCAGUCAACUCCUUCCUAACAUCACCAUCAAAAACGUUACAUUCAGCAUACACGGCAACAAAAAAAACACAGAUUGUUCUACUUCCUGUUCUAUUUUUGCACACACAUACAUAUAUAUGUUUAACAUUAUACUAGUACUCUGCUUUUACAGUUUUUAUCUGGCACCCUUGACUCUAGAUUUUCAGUUUUUUCAAGGGAUUUUUUUUUUUACAGUGCACCUGAAGGCCCCUUUUCAGCUCGUUAAUGUCGACGUUUUGGCCCAAAAACCUCCAAAAAGUGUGCAGCUCUCCGUUCUUUGCCCAUUUACCUAUUUAUUCUUGUCUUGUUUGAACUCUUGGGGUCGGAGCAGCAUCAAGCACAAUUUUUUAGUUGAGAAGCAAGCUUACCCUAGAUAACAUCACCAUCAACAAGGUAAAAUUCACUGUACACACCAACAGCAAACCUCCAUUGUUCCUACAUAAAACCAGAGUGAUAUCCAGUAACGACUAUUUGCCUUGGUGCACUUGGAGAUAACAUUGUGGUCAAAGCUGUUGGAUUCAACAUCACAAACAAAACAUAAAGACUAGAAAGGGCCGAUCCUGUAAAUGCUUGCACCACUUAACACCUGCCUCAAGUUUCUGAAGUGGAACAUCGCCUACAUCAGACCAACACAAGCACAAAUACAUCAUUAUUUGGCUGUAAACAGUGACAUUUUUCUUUUCCAACAUCUACGCUGGCGUCCAAACUAAAUUUUGACACGUCUGUGCAUCACGUGGGAGAACAUAAUGACAUUUUAGCAUUAGUGACCAUGCUCUGUAAUCUUUAAAAAGGCAGAAUAAUCGAAAAAAGUGAGAAGCACACAGUCGUAAACAGAGUCAAACUUAAACCUCCCGUUGUCUUCAUUUAUAGGCACCAAAAAAAAAAUAGUUUCCUUGUCUGAAAAAAUCCAAAAAUUCAGCAAAAGAAUGCCUCAGAUUUCUGAAAAUUUGCAAAACCUUCAAGAAGAAAAUUCCAAUAAUUCCUUAAAAGCUUCCCUUAAAAGUUUUAUUUUAAAAAAAUCCACCAAAUUUGACAAGAAAAUUCUUGUAAAUAUUUUCAAAAAAUCUUCCAAAAAAUUUUUGUGAAUGUCUUAAAAAACAUUUAAAAAAUGUUUUUUUCACCAAAAGAUGUUCAAAGAUUUCCUAAAAAUGCUGAAAAUGUGGACAUCAGAAGUUUCACUGUGAAAAUAUAUUUAUUUUCCCACAUUUUCAAACUUUAAAACGGGUCAGUUUUGACCUGCAGGACGACACGAGGCUUAACGACAUCAUCAGUGCAGUUUAAUUUAGAAGAUUCUCAGGUCGGAGUUUAUCGCCUGUGAUGCACUGAAGACGCCACAUCUUCACAUUUCUGCUUCUUGUGAUCAGAUCAGUCUCUUUGGUAAUUCUUAAAGUAUCUUUUAAUGUCAUAGUGGCACAUUUACCAUCAGGGGAUUAUUCAUUAUUCAUAUAUUUUAUUCAGUGCAUUGCAUAAAUAUUGCAGGUUAGUGCGAGCAACACUGACGUUAACUUUACAUUUACUGUACAAUGUGAAUCUUUUGAGAACAGUGAGUUCAUAGACGAACCACAUUUAGUAGUAUCAUCAGCAGUAUAUAUAUAUAUUUUUAAAUGAUUGUCAGUGUUAUCAUUGUCAUCUUCUAAAGCAAAACAAAACAAACAAAAAAAACAGAGUUGUAGUUUUUUACUGUAUUUUUAGUAGUGUUUUGUCAAGGAUUACACCAUUUUUGGGGAACUUACAUGGAAGCAAAUAAUAACAAUAAGAUUUUAACAUUAUAAGGAAUUGAGUAUAUAUACAGUAUACAAUAAAAAUUGGAUCACCUCCCAAAAAUGUCAUUAUUUCUGAGUUGAACAGUUGAAUAUUUCCUCUUAUGAUUGAUCCAAAAUAUACAUUUUAGAAAGACUGUAUUGAAAAUUUAGGCUCCAAAGUGGAAACUUGAUGUAAUUGAAGUGAAAACACCUGCGAUCCCAGAAACUGGUCAUUUUUAUUCAGACUAAUGGCUUAAAAAUGGUUCUAAAAUGAGGUGUGAACAGUUAGAACUUUCUCAGUUUUGGAUCUAUUGGCUGUAUAUAUGUUUUCAUCAUGGCUCCAUGUGGAAAAGAACUAAAAAAUGUGACUAUAAGACUUCAAAGAUGGAAAAAGAUCCAGAGAGAUUAAUUAAAAGUCAGUGGAAACGCAGCUGCAGCAGUAAUCAGGAGGUACCACUAAUCAUGGCUGCAGCUGUUCUCCUAAAGUAAUGUUAAAAUGUUAAAAAUGUUUCUUAAGAACAUUAACAAAAAAUGAAUUUUUUGAAGUUUUACUGAUAUAUAUGGAAUCAUUUUAGAUAUUUUUAGGAUUUUUUUUGAAGAUUUUUAUUCAAUUUUUGAAAAUAUUUCCAAGAAUUUUCUUGCCAAAUUUGGGGGAUUGUUUUUAAAAAUAAUACUUUUAAGGGAAACUUUUAAGGAAUUAUUGGAAUUUUCUUCCUGAAAGUUUUGCAUUUUUCAGAAAUUUGGGGAAUUUUUUUGCUGAAUUUUUUUUCAGACAAGGAAACAAUAUUUUUUGGUGCCUGUAAAUGAGGACAACAGGAGGAUUAAAGCAUAGUCCUGACAGUGAUGAACGGAGGUAGGAGUUUGAUGGUAUGGGGCUGAAUAUGUUCACAAAAAAUAAAGUUGAACGCACAAAUUACUGAAAAACCUAAAUAUAAGUAAUUUGAAGUGUUAGUUUUUAAUUUUACAUUUCAACUUUAGUUCAACUUUGAAUCAUUUUAUACUGCAGUGACUGAAAGCUGCGUCAAUCAAGACAUUUCUUGUUGCCAAUGAUCCCUUCUUGGGUGUUAUUCAGUUCCUUAUAUAUUUAAUUAUCUACGGGGAUUAUUUGCUUCCAUAAAUUUGUCCCAGAAGUCAGCUGACCCUUUAACUGAAGCCACCAGCCUCCAUGUGUCUCAGCAAAUUCUCGGCUCCACCAUGCUAACCCAUGCUAACACGUUAGCACCUCAGUUGUGUAGACAGUGUUCGAUGACGUUAGCUUCCUGCUGCUACGUUUACUGUGUAAAUAUAUGAGGACUUUUUAUUCUUUUAUGUAGUGUGUGGGUUUAAACAUGAGCUCUAGAUGUUUUAUUUCUGUAAAUAUCGAUGUACGGUGACCGUGUUGGUUUAUUUUUAUGAAAUGUGCUGCAUGUCGACACUGACGUUGGAUUUCUCGGUGCAAUUACCGCACAAAAUUAAUUUAUGUUUUAACGUAUUGCAGUUUUAUUUAACCGUGAAGGCAGCUGGAUUUGAGUCUGUGCUGAGCUGCAACAAGAAAAAAGUUGAAAAAAGAUGAAAAAUAAUCAAUAUAUAUAAAUGAAUGCAGAGGUCGUCCACGUCUUAGAAGUGCUUUAACGCUCCCAAAAAUUAGGUUUACUGCUGCACAGGAGGAUAAAAAAACGCUACAAAAUAUUUAACUCUUAAGUCUGUUUAUCAGAGCAUCUCUGGAAGCUGCAGCUGCCUGCAGAUAGAAAUGAAGCAGAUAAAAGUGGAGUUUGUGGUUCGUUAAGCGAAUCAAUUAACUAAGAAAGACUGAAACGCUCCACAAUUCUCAUGAUUUAACCCCUGCUAGCAGCCUUUAAUUAGCAUUAUUCACAUUAUACUCUAUUUCACCUGUUUCUUCUGACAAUUAACAUGUAAAUUAAUGCUUUUCUUUGUAUAGUUUGACAGGAUAUUAGCUGCAAUUUCAAAAACAGAGAAAAUAAUGGUGAAAAAUGACAGUUAACACCAGUGUAAAGAUGCAUAUUUAUGUCUAAAUUUCAAAAUAAAAGCAGCAGCAUUAUAUUCUUUAUUAACUCUGUUUCUUCUGACAAUUAACAUGUAAAUUAAUGGAAACAGGGAAAGAUAAUGGUGAAAAAUGACAGUUACCAGCAGUUCUUGCAGGCAAGAUGCAUAUUUAUGUCUCAAUUUCAAAAUAAAACAGCAGCAUACAGAGAAAAAACAAGGAUCUGCACAACCAGUAAUAAAACAUAAAGCACAAUAAUUCCAUCUGACUUCAGUUGUAUUCAUGAGAAGCAGAUAACAUUUUUAAAAAGUUGGUACAAUCGUUUAUUGCUCUACUGUCAGCUCAUAUUUAAUGAAAACGUUCAGUCACAAAGUGCAGAAAAGGUUUAAAAACCUUCCUGUGGUGGACACGUGGGCCAAAUCUGGUGCUUUUUUUUUGACUGAAAUAAACAUUUUCUGUGAUAUUUAAAUGAAUCUGCCUCAGUUUUAAAAGUUAAAAUGGUCAAAUCUGAUCUGCAAGACUUUAUUUCCUUGGCGUUUAACUUGGUGUUGGAUUAAAUAUGAAGUUCUUUUCUUUGUAACCUGUAAUGUGAAAACUGUGGCUGUGAUUUUAAAAUGUUUAUUUCCUAUAUGGUGUGUGUGUGUGUGUGUGUCUGUACUCUGUGUGUGUGUGUGUUUGUGUGUGUUCAUGCACUGCCUGCAGGAGGGUUUGCAAUCAGGGAAACACAAUUAUCGUAAUAAAGUCUCACAGAGUGACUCACGCUUCAGAUCGACUGGGUUUUAUAUGAUAUUUUUAGAUGAUUACGGUGUUUAUUGGCGGUGCAGAACUCCCACCAACACACUGCUGAAUGUGUGAGUGAUUAUUUAGCCCUGGAGAGCUGCUGGUCUGUUGUGUUUUGUAGUAACUGCCAGUUUGAAAAGUGGCUUUAAGUGUGUUGUCGCAGUCAGACGGCUGUUGUUCUGAAGUUUUCUCUGCUCGGUGGAUUCGUAGUUUGCAUGUCCAGUAAAGUGGCUUUAAUUCAGCAUCUAAAGUCAAUAAAAAGACAUCAGUUGAAGUGUC
Molecule: messenger RNA, 7269 nt
Organism: Amphiprion ocellaris (clown anemonefish)
Lineage: Eukaryota; Metazoa; Chordata; Actinopteri; Pomacentridae
Gene: trhr2
Product: thyrotropin releasing hormone receptor 2
Exons: 6
Coding region: 388-1683 (431 amino acids)
Biological process (GO): phospholipase C-activating G protein-coupled receptor signaling pathway
Cellular component (GO): membrane
Molecular function (GO): thyrotropin-releasing hormone receptor activity
Source: RefSeq, a predicted model, not a curated record